Molecule: messenger RNA, 1047 nt
Organism: Aspergillus ruber CBS 135680
Lineage: Eukaryota; Fungi; Ascomycota; Eurotiomycetes; Eurotiales; Aspergillaceae
Product: zinc-dependent alcohol dehydrogenase family protein
Exons: 7
Coding region: 1-1047 (348 amino acids)
Molecular function (GO): zinc ion binding; oxidoreductase activity
Source: RefSeq, a predicted model, not a curated record
AUGGCGGCGGAUCUUCCUCGGACUAUGAAGGCUCUCAAGUACGAGAAGCCAGAAGUGCAUAGUAUAGUCGAAACUCCUCUCCCUUCGCUUCGUGAGAAUGAUAUUUUGAUCAAAGUCAAAGCCUGCGGCGUCUGCGGCACAGACCUGCACAUCCACGAGGGUGAAUUCAUCGCCAAGUUCCCCGUGAUCCCUGGCCACGAAACAGUCGGCGAAGUCGCCGCCCUCGGUCCCAACGUAACAAACUUCGAAAUCGGAGACAGGGUUGUUGCUGAUAAUUCCGAGCUAUGCGGCGUGUGCUUUUAUUGCCGACGAGGAGAGGAGUUGUUCUGUGAGAAGUUCCAGGCGCAUGGGGUUAAUAUAGAUGGGGGGUUUGCGGAGUAUUGUGCUUAUCCUGCUGCGCGGGUGUUCAAGUUCAAGAACUUGUCUGACGUUGAUGCGACGUUGCUGGAACCUGCUUCUUGCGCGGCGCACGGAUUGGAUAAAAUUGCGCCGAAGAUGGGUUCGUCGGUGCUCUUGUUUGGAGCUGGACCAACUGGCCUGAUCCUCGCCCAACUUCUCCGCCUGAACGGCGGUUGCCGCGUCGUCGUCGCAGCCCCCGAAGGUCUGAAAAUGGAUCUGGCUAAAUCACUUGACGCCGGAGACGAGUAUAUCGCGCUCUCACGCGAAAACCCUAGCGCGCAGUUCGAGCAGCUAAAAGCCAAUAAUCCGUAUGGAUUUGACAUCGUGGUUGAGGCGACGGGGAGUGUUAAGAUCCUUGAAGAUGCGAUUAACUAUGUGCGGCGUGGUGGCAAGUUGGUUGUUUAUGGGGUUUAUAAGGAAAGUGAGGGGGUUGCUUGGAAGCCUAGUAAGAUCUUUGGUGAUGAAAUCACGAUCGUGGGCAGCUUCUCCGAGAUGAACAAGUUCCCGGCGGCAAUUGAUUAUUUGGAUUCGGGGAAGGUCAAGGUGAAGGGGAUUGUGAAUAAGGUCUUCAAGAUCGAAGAGUGGGAGGAUUGUUUGGAGGCGAUGAAGAAUAAGAGUGCCAUUAAGGCUGCGAUUGUGUUUGAUUAA